Molecule: messenger RNA, 1209 nt
Organism: Penicillium cosmopolitanum
Lineage: Eukaryota; Fungi; Ascomycota; Eurotiomycetes; Eurotiales; Aspergillaceae
Product: major facilitator superfamily domain-containing protein
Exons: 6
Coding region: 1-1209 (402 amino acids)
Biological process (GO): transmembrane transport
Molecular function (GO): transmembrane transporter activity
Source: RefSeq, a predicted model, not a curated record
AUGAAUACCAUUCUCUCAGAUGAGCUUCUGUUCGCCUUCAUGCUACCAUUGUUGCCAACUGUCCUCGAACAGCGAAUUGGUCUCGAUCCGUCUUUGACACAGCGCUUCACGUCGAUUUUCCUGGCCGAAGGAGCUUUCAUAUCUGUGAUUUCUAGCCCAAUAUUUGGGUCAAUAGCCGAUGCAAUCUCGACAUGCCUAUCCCUCACAACCCACCUGAUAUGGCUGUUUGUCGGGCGCUUCUUCCAAUGCCUAACAAGCAACGGAAUAUGGAUCGUGGGAAUGUCCACCAUGGCUGAGAAUAUUGGGAGCGAGCACAUGGGAAAAAUUGCCGGAUUGACAAGCACACUCACAGCUGCGGGAACCACUGGCGGUCCUAUUCUUGCGGGGGUUUUAUUCGGGUUAGGAGGAUACUGGUGCGCUUGGAUGGGCCCAGCUGCGUUCCUGCUGGUCGACAUCACGAUGCGCCUGGCCACUCAAUCGAACGAUGAUGAAUCGAAUGGUUCGACAUCGCCAGAAGCGCAGGGAUGGCUCUUCUACGAACUCAUAUUCCGCCAAUCGAGAUUCUCCAGUGGUGUAUUCUGUGCUUUUGUUUUUGCUUUGCUAAUUGGUUGCAUUGAGAGCACAUUGGCCGUGCAUAUCCGGAGUGCAUUUGGAUGGGGAGCGCUUCACGUUGGGCUUCUGCUGGCAUUGAUUCAGGGGCCUGGCAUGGUAUUGGCGGCUCCAGUAGGCUGGAUGAAAGACAAACUCGGCUCGCGGAUCCCGACAGCAGUCGGCUUUCUUGGCUUACCACCGUUCCUCCUUUUUUCGGGAAUCCUAGGUAGCAAAGUGUUCAAAUGGGCAACGGACAAAUUUUGGGCACAGCCUCUGUACGUUGUUUGUAUGGCACUGAUAGGGUGCCUUCUGUCUCUACUCAACGGGGUUGGUACGAUGCAGGCAACUGAAGCUAUUGAUAUACUGGAGGCGGAAAACCCUGGCGUUUUCGGUCCCAACGGGGGAUAUUCCCGUGCUUUAUCUAUCACCAACAUGACUUGGAUGGCUGGACUGAUGACUGGUCCUCUGCUGGCGGAAUUGAUCAUUGGACAUUUUGGCUACUUCGAGUUGCAGUGUUGUCUCGGUGGUAUAUCAAUUGUCGCAGGGAUCAUGACCCUGGCUUUUCUUGGCUCGCCUGUGCCAAAAUUCGCAGAGCAAUUGGACGAAGAUGAAGCGUGA